This is a messenger RNA of Henningerozyma blattae CBS 6284, 747 nucleotides long. RefSeq names its product YEATS domain-containing protein YAF9 (gene YAF9). The coding region runs from base 1 to 747 and encodes 248 amino acids. Gene Ontology annotation, molecular function: histone binding. Gene Ontology annotation, biological process: chromatin remodeling; regulation of transcription by RNA polymerase II. The record is from RefSeq and is a predicted model, not a curated record. The transcript has a single exon. NCBI's taxonomy places the organism in Eukaryota, Fungi, Ascomycota, Saccharomycetes, Saccharomycetales, Saccharomycetaceae. Gene Ontology annotation, cellular component: NuA4 histone acetyltransferase complex; Swr1 complex.
AUGGCCCCUCCACAUAACAAAAGAAUAAAAACAUUAUCCGUUUCAAGACCAUUCAUAUAUGGAAACACCGCAAAAAAAAUAGGUAGUAUUAGACCGCCAAAUGCUCCACCAGAACAUACACAUAUUUGGAAAUUAUUUAUAAAGGGAUUAAAUAAUGAUGAUAUUUCAUAUUUCAUUAAAAAAGUCGUAGUCAAAUUACAUGAUACUUAUCCAAAUCCAAUUCGAACUCUAGAGACUCCACCUUUUGAAAUUACUGAAACAGGUUGGGGUGAAUUCGAAAUUAAUAUUAAAAUUUAUUUCAUUGAUUCUUCCAAUGAAAAAUUCCUAAAUUUUUAUCAUCAUUUAAGAUUACAUCCAUAUAAAACUCCAAAUCAAAUAGCAUCAACUGAAGAAGCUUCCACUGCAACUACGACUACGGAAAAUAGUAAUAAUGCAACUACAAAAGAUGAGGGAAAAAAUGAUAAUUCAAAAAAACAAGAUGAUGAUAUAGUAAGCUCUGUAAUAUAUGAUGAAAUAAUAUUCAAUGAACCAAAUGAAACUUUCUUAAACGUUUUAUUAUCUAAACCAGGUAAUUAUUUACCAUCAAAUUCAGAAGAAAUUAAUGAAAAAAAUAUUGUUAAUGGUACAAUUUUUUCCAAACAAUUAGAAUCUGAUGAAAUAGAUCGAAUAAAUUUGCGUAUAGACACUGUAGAAAAGGAAAUUAAUGAAUUAAAAGAAAAGAUAAAAGAACGAUUAGCUUCUAAAUAA